AGCAUCAUCCAGUGUUGGAGAAAGGUGUGAGCUCUCUAGUAACAAUCAGCUGAGAUCUAUAAUGGCGUCUAAGGUGGUUGUUUUCUUUGCGGCGUUGGCGGCCUGCGGUGCCGUGCCAGUCAUUAUUGAUGACGAAUACGUCCCCGGAGUAAUAAUGCGCAUCGGCCGCUCCCCCAACGUGGCCUUCGGUUUCGGCAGCGGCUUCAGCAGCAACAUCGGCGGCAUCAGCCACUCCACCGGCAUGGGCUCCUCCUUCCAGAGCGGCGAUGCCCAAGCCUACGGCGCUGGCAUGGGAAGCAACGGCAACUAUGCUAGCGGUGUGGGUAUGGCCAGCGCUGGACCGUCUUAUCCCGUCUACCAACAACAACCCUACGGACUACGAAACAACUUCGGCUCAGCUGUAUCUUCCGCUCAAACUCAAAAUGGAUUCAGAUACGGAGCCGCCCAGAACAACCCUCGUUACCAAUCCGCUGUGGCUUCCGCCCAGAACUUGAGAGGUUACAACAACGAUUUCGGGUCAGCGGUAGCAGCUUCCCAGUACUCUGGAAACUACGGGACAGCUAUGUCUGCGGCUCAGAACCAUGGGUUGGGACACUUUGGGUCUGCUGUGUCUGCUGCUGAGAACAACGGGCACUACAGAGCUAGCACCGCACAAGCUAUGCAGCACCAUGGAGGGGCUGUCCAACACAGUGGCGCCUCCAGCGUCAAUGCGCCAGGACUACAGGCGGCCCAGUCACAUGCCGUUAAUAGCGGCUUCUACUAAUUAGGAAUAAGGAAUUGUACAAAGACACUGAGACGACUUUUUCAACUUGUCUCAGUGUCUUUUGAAUGAGUGUAAUGAAUCUCAAUAAAAGUCUAGUUUUUAAAUU
Messenger RNA from Leguminivora glycinivorella, 869 nucleotides. Its product is annotated as probable peroxisomal membrane protein PEX13. The transcript is spliced from 2 exons. The record is from RefSeq and is a predicted model, not a curated record. The coding region runs from base 62 to 763 and encodes 233 amino acids. Lineage: Eukaryota; Metazoa; Arthropoda; Insecta; Lepidoptera; Tortricidae.